Ostrinia nubilalis (European corn borer) is the source of this 947-nucleotide messenger RNA. RefSeq lists its product as uncharacterized. Bases 113 to 880 code for a protein of 255 amino acids. Lineage: Eukaryota; Metazoa; Arthropoda; Insecta; Lepidoptera; Crambidae. The transcript is spliced from 5 exons. The record is from RefSeq and is a predicted model, not a curated record.
ACGCUCUAACGUUAGCCGCCGCCAUUCGAGAAACCGGCAUUGCAUAGUGCGCCCGACAGUGUGAAAUACGAAUUUUUAAGUGAAAUAAACAUAAUAAAUACAUUGUAACAAAAUGGACAGCUACCCUCUCAGGCUGUUCGUCAUCUCGCUGAUGUUUCACUGCAGCUUCCAACUGCUGCCUUUGCCCGACUUCAUCCACCCCUGCUACGAGCUCACCGACGAAUGCUUCACCAAGGCCACCAUGGACGCCAUCCCAGGCGUGGUGAAGGGCAUCCCAGAAGCCGGCAUCCCCACCCUGGACCCUCUCUUCAUAGACAAGAACAUCAGCAUCGAACUGCCUGGAAAUUUGAAGAUGCAGUUCCAUAAUGCUAAGCUGGUGGGGCUGAGUACCUGCGUGCCGGAUAAGGUGUCGUCCCGCCGCGAGGCGCGCACUUUCAUCUUCGACAUGCACUGCAACUUCACCAUCCGAGGGUUGUACAGCUUGCGCGGGCGCCUGCUGCUCUUCAACCUUGACACCGAAGGAUCGGCCAAGAUCAAAAUCUGGAACCAGCAUAUCCGCCUGGACGUGGUGGAGAAGGUGGUGCUGAAGAAGAACGGCGAAGGCCACUACAAGGUCAACUCGUACAAGUACAAGGCCGACUACGGUACGGACCUCAAGAUGAACUUGACCAACCUCAUCCGGGGGAACCCUGAAAUAAGUGCCCAACUCCUCCAAGUGCUGAACCGGGACUCCCAGCUAUUCGCCAACGAGUUCGGGGGUCCGAUCCUGGACUACGCCAUCGACUACGCCAUGAACGUCACCCAGCGGUUCUUUGACGCCUACACCUAUGACCAGCUCAGCCCCAUACCGCUUACUGAAGAAUUCUUCGUUAAGGAAUAGACUGUGAUUAUUGUUAGGUUUGUAGGGCUUUAAGUAUUGUAAGGGUAAAUAUAGAGAGUAAAUAUUU